Hermetia illucens (black soldier fly) is the source of this 3456-nucleotide messenger RNA. It is a transcript of the gene SMC6, whose product is annotated as structural maintenance of chromosomes protein 6. Gene Ontology annotation, biological process: chromosome organization; double-strand break repair via homologous recombination. Gene Ontology annotation, molecular function: ATP binding; ATP hydrolysis activity; damaged DNA binding. NCBI's taxonomy places the organism in Eukaryota, Metazoa, Arthropoda, Insecta, Diptera, Stratiomyidae. Bases 158 to 3382 code for a protein of 1074 amino acids. The transcript is spliced from 19 exons. Gene Ontology annotation, cellular component: site of double-strand break; nucleus; Smc5-Smc6 complex. The record is from RefSeq and is a predicted model, not a curated record.
ACAGCUUGCACUUGCCAAUGAAACCGACGGUCGUCGUUAAGCGGGAAGCGUGUUUUGUUUUGUUGUUUGUUAUUUCACAAGUAAUGGAGUAGUGUAGAUUUCAAUGUAAUCAACCCAUCGAUGAACUGAAGAGUUGUAUUUGUUCUAAGCCUUUAAGAUGCAGAGGAAGCGAGCUAAUGAUGAGAAUGAUGCCUCAACAACGCAGACAAAAAGACGGCGGCAAGCACCCGAACAGAUCAAAUCGCAAAUUGCAUUACUACAUGAAGAUAAAAACGAAGGAGUUCGGAGCGGCAAAAUUAUUAGGAUACACCUAACGAAUUUUAUGUGCCAUGGGAACCUCCAAAUUGAUUUCAAUCCCCAGGUGAACCUUCUUAUUGGUCGUAACGGGAGUGGCAAGAGUGCAAUCCUGACAGCACUUAUCGUUGGGCUUGGCGCGAAAGCGAGCAAAACAAGCAGAAGUGGACAAUUAAAAAAUUUCAUCAAAGCAGGGGAAAAUAGUGCAACCAUCGAAAUUGAGAUAGCGAAUGUAGGUGUUGGCGCUUACGAUAGUGAUACAUUUGGACAAAAGAUUAUAAUUAAACGAAAAAUCACGCCUACAAGUUCAGCUUAUGAAAUCAAAGAUGCAUACGGUCACGUUGUUUCUAAGAGUCGCGAGGACUUGAUGAAAAUAAUGUUGUUUCACAACAUCCAAACAGACAAUCCUGUUUUUGUGUUGAAUCAAGAUGCAGCCCGGAGUUUCCUGAGAGACAUGGUACCCAAGAAAAAUUACGAAUUAUUUUUAAAAGCUACACAAAUGGAAAUAAUUUUGGAGAAACUCAACAAAUGCGUUCAACUCUAUAAUAAAUAUAAAGCUAAGCUCACCGUUAGUACAAAACAAUUGGAACACGCUGAAAAAGAAUUAAGAGAACUUGAAGUCAAAUAUGAAAGACUAAAAUCUGUGGAAGAGAUUAAGCAAUCUAUCAAUCUGUACAAAUUACAACGCCUGUGGCUGCGCGUUACUGAACAAGAGAAAAAAAUUGAGAAACUACAGAAUGAAAUUACAGCCAAAGAAACUGAAAGGGAUAAAAUCAAUGACAAGAUCAAUAGUAAUUCCAGUGAUGUUAGUUUGAAAGAAAGGUUGAAAGAUUUGCAAAGAGAAUGUGAUGAAAAAAAUUCAUUGCUGCAGGGGGAGAAUCGAGCACUGAUCAAUCUGCAAAAUGCAUAUAAAGAAGCGAAUUGUAAAUACCAAGUCGAACAGCAACAACGUGUGAAACUUAGGGACCGCUGCAAGCGAAUUGAAGAAGAAAUAGAAACCAUAAAUGAGGAAAUUUCUAAACGUAAAGAGUCGAACUCAUCCCAAAUCACCCAAAAACGGCUUGAAGUAGAUCAGGAAAAGAAAAGGCUGGAAGAUCAACGCCAAGAAGUUGAAUCUAUGAUUGCAACGCUAAAACAAGAUCUACGGCUAAAUGCACACAAUAAAGAGCGACAAACGGAGGAAUAUGAGUCAGUGAAAAUGCAGAAAAAGUCUCUUCAACAUAAAAUCGCUUCCAACGAACAAGAACUAACACGAAUCGGAACAUUAUCAAACGAUCGUCUUGAAGUUUAUGGUCAACACAUGAAAUCAUUAAUUCAAAUGAUUGAAAAAGUUUAUAAUAACAGAAAAUUCUCAGCUUUACCGAAAGGUCCGCUGGGACGAUAUUUAGAAGUACCUGAUAAAAAAUGGCGUGGAGUUGUAGAGCAACUUCUUGGUGGUCAUCUGACGAGUUUCAUUGUCAAUAAUGGUCAAGAUCGUCAAGUUUUGGAUAAAAUUAUAAAAACACAUUUUCCUCAAAGUCGACACACUAUAAUUACUGCAAAAUUUCGUGGCCAGCAAUACAACGUACAAGAUGGGUCAGUACCAAAAAUACGAGGCGCUCAUCUACUUCUGGACCUCAUAAAAUGUUCCGAUCCUGACGUUAUCAAUUGCCUCAUCGAUCAAAUUAACAUCGAAACAAUAGUCUUGGUUGAGGAUCAAAAUCUUGCCGUUCAACUUACCAAAGAUGAAUCCCAAGUUCCAGCAAAUUUACGAAAAGUCGUCCUGUUGGAUCCGCUUAUUGAAUAUUUUCCAUCACCAUUAUAUCGUGCAUACUCGCUGGAACCUCGAAAUCCGCGCUACAUGCAAGUGAACAUAGAUGACAGGAAAAAGGCUUUGCGUGACGAAAUUUUACGCAACAAAGAACUGCAAGAGCAGAUUGAUCAGAAACUGCAAUCAUUCCGACAAAAACUCGGAAAUUUCGAAGAAUAUCAAAAGAAGAAUCAGACACUACUACGUAAACACGAAUCAUCUAUGAAUGACAUCAAGCUUCAGAUUGAAGAAUUGAAUAACUAUGAAUUCCCCAGUGAGAAUGAAAAUGAAGUGUUGCGCAAUGAAGUGCAAAAACUGGAAAACAGUCGCAAUCUGAUUCAAACCAAGCUGAAAGAAAAAGAGUCGAAUUGCAUGGAACUGAAACAGGCGGCCCAGGAAAAGCACCAAGCAGUUCAGAAGCAACAGGAAAAAAUUAAAUCGUUCGAACGUGAAGUGAAUUCGUUGAUGGAAGAGCUGAAUGCAAACAAAUUGGAAGUAGCAAAGAAGGGCAAUUCUCUGCGUACACUUACUGCGAAAUUGAGCCAGCUAGAAGAAGAUAUUAGUAAAUUAAAGACUCUUAUUGCUAAUGAAGAACCCCAGUUGUCAGAAUACCACCAAGAAGCAUCCAAUAAUGGUGAACGUGUCGAUACGGAUAAAAGCAACUCCGAAUUAAACCAUCUGAUUAAAAGCUUAGAAGUUAAAAUGAAGCAAAUUUGUUCAAUCGAAGAAAAUAUACAUGAUGUGGCGGCUCUGGUAGAAGACAAGAGGUUAAAAUUCCAAACGGAUCAACAGCUUAUGCAAACCAUUUCGGACUCUUUGGUUUUGUUGAAGAAAUCACGGCAGCAAAGAUUCAGGACACUAAAAUGUCUCCUAGAACACAUGGCCAUUCGUGUAUCACAUACAUUUAAACACAUUCUGAAACUACGCGAUUUUGACGGCGAGCUUAGCAUCGAUCACGCGGAGAAAACUUUAACAAUGACCAUAGUUCCAAGAGACAAACAUAUCAAAAAUGCCGUAUCAAAUACCAAAUCUCUGUCUGGUGGCGAACGAUCAUUUUCAACAGUGGCAUUGUUACUCUCUUUAUGGUCGUGUAUUGAUCAUCCAUUUUAUUUUUUAGAUGAAUAUGACGUUUUUACGGAUGAAUUCAACCGGAAAGUUAUAACGCAAUUACUCUUAAACGAAGCAAAGAAGAAGUCACAUCGGCAGUAUACAUUUUUAUCGCCGCAGGAUAUGUCUUUUGUGGAGGCUUCAAAUUGGAUAAAAAUCCACAGGAUGGCCGACCCUCGCUCUUCGCAGUAAAAUGUAAUAUAAAUAGCUAACAAAAGCAACAAAGUUUAGUAACAAAUAAAAACCAUUUUUUGAUAAAAUCGGAA